This is a messenger RNA of Rotaria sordida, 1233 nucleotides long. NCBI's taxonomy places the organism in Eukaryota, Metazoa, Rotifera, Eurotatoria, Philodinida, Philodinidae. The record is from the annotation of a GenBank genome assembly.
AUGUGGUCCAUAAAAAAUGGUGAAGUAAAUUUCCAUAUAAAUUAUGCUCAAGGUGAUGAUCUACAAUCUCAAACUCCAGGGUAUCAAAUUGGAUUCCCUUUAUCUGACUCAAAUUGGACUGGCGGGAAUAUAGGAAUACCAUAUACUCUUUCCGAUCAUUUUUAUCUUUUAUUUAAAUUUAUCAGUAUUACGAGUCCAUUAGAUAUCGAUGAUUUGUCGGUUUCAAUAUGCACUAGUUCACAAUCUAGACCACCAACAACAACAGUUUUCGAUUGUGAUUUUGAUAAAACUUUAUGUCCUGAGUUUGAGUCACUUUCCAACUAUUCUUAUACUUGGUCGACCAUCGAAGCAGAAGAAGCACAAAAUUACACUGCAACAGCUCCAUCGAUUGACUAUUCAAUUGGAAAUAAAACAGGUCAUUAUAUCUGGCUCAAUAAUUCAGAUUCGUUGCAAUCUGGUGGUGUUGGAUAUUUAAAGACACCUAUCUUUCGUUUUACACAAUCUGAUCCUGAAUUCUGUCUAAACUUCCAGUAUUAUGCAUUUGAAGCUACUGUUCAACUAAGUAAACUUUCAGUACUAGCUUUAAGUGAAGGAAAUGAAAUGUCUGUUCAACAAGAUUGGCCUAUUAAUCCGAUUAAUUAUAUAUAUGCCACUAAUCGAUGGUCUUGGGGAUUUGCUCCAUUACCCUUGGGAAACUUCUCUCUCCUAUUUCGUAUGGACUCACAGUAUGAGGUAGGUGGUUCAUUUGCGAUUGAUUCAAUCUCGAUUAGUUCUUGUGAUUAUACUCCAAGCUGGUUUUCUCCUACUUCACGCCUUAAAUUCACUUGUGACUUUGAUUCUUCGUCAGAUUCUUCAUGUGGCAUACAAAAUGAUUACACAGAUUUUUCUCCACAAUCUCUUAUCAAUACUACCAUACAAUCACCAAAUACGAUUAGUGAUCGAGAACUUGGUCCAAGACAAGCAAGUGGUUGGAGUGGUAAUCAAUUUCUUUAUUGGUCACGUUCUAAAAAUACAUCAACAAAUUUAACUACCGGAUACUUUAAAACACCUUUAAUCGAAACAAAUAGAGAUAUGUGUAUUCGAUUUUCUUAUUUUGUUAAUUCGAUUGGUGUUCAACCAAAUGAAAAAAAUACCAAAAUAGAUAUUGCAGCUAAUGGUUGUACGGUUUCAACUGUUUGGUCUAAUGAAUUAGAUGACAGUUUUGGAUGGCAAUUAGUUGAACAACGUUUACCU